CUUCCUCUCUGAUGUACUAAUCAUGUGACUUGCCUGUCAAAUCCCCGAGUCAGUAAGGAGCUAGCAAACACAUAUAUAUAUUUAUCUCUUGUGUUAGCUUAUUGACUAGCAGAAUAUGUUGUAGGAGUAUUUUAGCUUCUUCUUUUUUAGAUUUCUGUGUCAAUUAAGUUGUUAUUAAGUGGUCGGUUUUAGACUAACAUGGGAUGAUACGGAAUUUUGCUACCGCCAGCUAGCUAACGCGUUAUUAUUUUUGGUGUCCUCUCGCUAACAUAGCAUGUUAGUUAGCUAAUCAAUUCGUUCGCUGUUUUUGUUUUGAAUGUCAUGGCUUCAACGAAUGACAGAGGAAUUAUUUUAAGGUUACCUCCACGGAUUAAAGAUACUAUUUGAUCGAAGAGUAGGACUUGACAUUUUUUUAGACGUACCUUUUGUAACGUUGCCCCCCAACAAAGUGUUUUUGUUACCAACGUUACCAGUUAACGCUACAGUACCGUAGCUGACAAACGUUAGCAACAUAACUGUUGUUUUCGUUUUAACUUGCUAUCUUCAACUGGUUUUGAUGAUUUAAUUGAACGGGAAAUCAACUAGGUAACUACAAUGCAUGACGCUUACGAACCGGUCCCUAUCCUGGAGAAACUGCCUCUUCAGAUUGACUGUCUUGCUGCUUGGGAGGACUGGCUUCUGGUUGGGACUAAACCAGGUCAUCUCCUGCUCUACAGGAUAAAAAAGGAUGCAGGUACCAACAGGUUUGAGGUGACGCUGGAGAAAUCCAACAAGAACUUCUCCAAGAAGAUCCAGCAGCUGUUUGUUGUGUCACAGUACAAGAUCCUCAUUAGUCUGUUAGAGAACAAUAUCCAUGUCCAUGACCUUUUGACCUUCCAGCAGAUUACUGUGGUCUCCAAGGCCAGAGGGGCAACGCUCUUCGCCUGUGACCUGCAGCAGUCCCCGUCGGGAGAAGCUCAGCUGAGGAUGUGUGUUGCUGUGAAGAAGAAGCUUCAACUGUAUUACUGGAAGGACAGGGAGUUCUACGAGCUGCAGGGGGACUUUGCUGCUCCAGACAUCCCUAAGUCCAUGGCCUGGUGUCAGAACUCCAUCUGUGUUGGCUUCAAGAGAGACUACUACCUCAUCCGGAUGGAUGGUCGUGGCUCCAUCAAGGAGCUCUUCCCCACGGGGAAGCAGCUAGAGCCCCUGGUUGCCCCCCUGGCUGAUGGGAAGGUGGCGGUGGGCCAGGAUGACCUCACGGUGGUGCUCAACGAGGAGGGGGUCUGCACUCAGAAGUGUGCUCUCAACUGGACCGACAUCCCCAUCGCAAUGGAACAUCAGUCCCCCUACAUCAUAGCUGUCCUGCCCCGCUAUGUGGAGAUCAGGACCUUUGAACCCAGACUGCUGGUCCAGAGUGUGGAGCUGCAGAGACCACGAUUCAUCACAUCAGCUGGGCCCAAUAUAGUGUACGUUGCCAGCAACCAUUUUGUCUGGCGCCUGGUACCUGUGUCCAUCGCCAGCCAGAUCAGACAGUUACUACAGGACAAGCAGUUUGAACUGGCCCUGCAACUGGCUAAUAUGAAGGAUGAUGUGGAAGGUGAUAAGAGACAGCAGAUUCACCACAUUCAGAAUCUCUAUGCCUUCAAUCUGUUCUGUCAGAAGAGGUUCGAUGACUCCAUGCAGGUGUUCGCCAAGCUCGGCACAGAUCCGACCCAUGUGAUUGGUCUGUAUCCGGACCUGCUCCCCACUGACUACCGUAAACAGCUGCACUACCCCAACCCUUUACCCAGUCUGUCUGGAGCAGAGCUGGAGAAGGCUCACCUCGCACUCAUCGACUACCUGACGCAGAAACGCAGUCACCUGGUGAAGCAGCUGAAUGACUCGAACCCGUCCACGCCGUCUCCCCUCAUGGAAGGAAUUCCCACCAUCAAGAGCAGGAAGAAGCUUCUGCAGAUUAUCGACACCACGCUGCUCAAAUGCUACCUGCAUACCAACGUGGCCCUGGUGUCCCCUCUGUUGCGUCUGGAUAAUAACCACUGUCACAUUGAGGAGAGUGAGUACAUCCUGAAGAAGGCCCACAAGUACAGCGAGCUCAUCAUCCUCUAUGAGAAGAAGGGCCUGCAUCAGAAAGCCCUGCAGGUGUUGUUGGAUCAGUCCACCAAGGCUAACUCUCCUCUAAAGGGACAUGAGAGGACGGUGCAGUACCUCCAGAGACUGGGGAUGGAGAAUCUGGUCAUUAUCUUUGAGUUCUCUCCCUGGGUUCUGAAGAUCUGUCCUGAGGACGGACUCAAGAUCUUUACUGAAGACCUGACGGAAGUAGAGACCCUUCCCAGAGACAAGGUCCUGAACUUCCUGAAGGAGGGUUUUAAGGAGCUGGCUGUCCCCUACCUGGAACACAUCAUACACGUCUGGGAGGAGACCGAGCCAGAGUUCCAUAACGUCCUCAUUCAGAUGUACCUGGAGAGGGUCCAGGGGCUCAUGAAGCAGUACCUCAACUUCCUGCCAGAGGGGGUUCCUGCAGUGGCUGCUGGGAAGGAGGAGGGGGACCUGGGAGAGUUUAGGAACAAGCUGCUAUGUUUCCUGGAGGUCUCUACCAGCUACGAGCCUGGACGUCUUAUCAGUGACUUCCCCUUUGAUGGUAGGGAUGGUCUUCUGGAGGAGCGGGCCCUGCUGCUGGGUCGCAUGGGGAAACAUGAACAGGCCCUCUUCAUCUACGUACACGUCCUGAAGGACACACACAUGGCAGAAGAGUACUGUCAUAGGCAUUAUGACAAAGAGACGGACAGAAACCAAGAUGUGUACCUGUCUCUACUGCGCAUGUACCUGUCCCCUCCUGACGUCCACUGUCUUGGGCCAAUCAAAAUGGAGCUGUUGGAGCCACAGGCCAAUCUAAUGGCAGCUCUACAUGUCCUGGAGCUUCACCACAGCAAACUGAAUACAACUAAGGCCAUCGACCUGCUGCCAGCCAACACUCAGAUCAGAGAAAUCCGUGUGUUCUUGGAGAGUGUUCUGGAGGAGAAGGCUCAGAGGAAACGUUUUGACCAGGUCCUCAAGAGUCUGCUGCAGGCCGAGUUCCUACGGGUCCAGGAGGAGCGUAUCUUCCACCAACAGGUGAAGUGUAUCAUCACAGAGGAAAAGACCUGCAGGGUCUGUAAGAAGAAGAUAGGAAACAGCGCCUUCGCCAGGUAUCCCAAUGGUGUUGUAGUUCAUUAUUUCUGCUGUAAGGACCGAGCGGUGUGUCCUACGGAGCAGUGACGCAGCUAUCGCCCCCGCCUGGACGCAAAGCACUCUGGGAUACUAACAGACCAGACCGCCGUGUACUAAAAUGACAGAAUUGUUCCCUCCUGUGGACUAAAUGUUCCUAGCAGCACCCUGGAAUGCUGGUUUGAAACUACAUCACAGCAGCUGGGAUAUUCAGGAGGAGAGAGGACUCCUCCAUCUCUGGAACUCUAGCGGCUUCUCUCUGGAACAGCUACCUAUUCUGCCCCACAACGCCAGUUACCUAUUCUGCCCCACAACCCCAGCUACCUAUUUUGCCCCACAACCCCAGCUACCUAUUUUGCCCCACAACCCCAGCUACCUAUUUUGCCCCACAACCCCAGCUACCUAUUUUGCCCCACAACCCCAGCUACCUAUUCUGCCCCACAACCCCAGCUACCUAUUCUGCCCCACAACCCCAGCUACCUAUUCUGCCCCACAACCCCAGCUACCUAUUCUGCCCCACAACCCCAGCUACCUAUUCUGCCCCACAACCCCAGCUACCUAUUCUGCCCCACAACCCCAGCUACCUAUUCUGCCCCACAACCCCAGCUACCUAUUCUGCCCCACAACCCCAGCUACCUAUUCUGCCCCACAACCCCAGCUACCUAUUCUGCCCCACAACCCCAGCUACCUAUUCUGCCCCACAACCCCAGCUACCUAUUCUGCCCCACAACCCCAGCUACCUAUUCUGCCCCACAACCCCAGCUACCUAUUCUGCCCCACAACCCCAGCUACCUAUUCUGCCCCACAACCCCAGCUACCUAUUCUGCCCCACAACCCCAGCUACCUAUUCUGCCCCACAACCCCAGCUACCUAUUCUGCCCCACAACCCCAGCUACCUGUUCUGCCCCACAACCCCAGCUACCUGUUUUGCCCCACAACCCCAGCUACCUGUUUUGCCCCACAACCCCAGCUACCUGUUUUGCCCCACAACCCCAGCUACCUGUUUUGCCCCACAACCCCAGCUACCUGUUUUGCCCCACAAACCCCAGACAUCUAUUCUGCCCCACAAACCCAGCCAUCUAUUCUGCCCCACAAACCCAGCCAUCUAUUCUGCCCCACAAACCCAGCUACCUAUUCUGCCCCACAACCCCAGCUACCUAUUCUGCUCCACAACCCCAGUUACCUGCUACCUAUUCUGCCCCACAAACCCAGCUACCUAUUCUGCUCCACAACCCCAGCCACCUGCUAAACUAUAGUACCUGUAGCUAUUCUACCAACUACUCUGCUACAGUAACUACAAACAGGAGGAUCUGUUUCUGUUAGCUUUGGAAGAGACUGGAGACAUGGAGAUGUAGGAAAGAGAUCUUCACAACAACGGAGCCUGUUUCUGUCCGUAUUGUUAGAUUUAACCUGUAGCCUGUAUGAGAGGACGGUUCAAGUCUGAAUGAUCAGAACAGGCACUGCUGUUGUCUGUUUCUCUGCUGCCUCUCCCUCACUCCCUCAUUCCCUCCUCUUCUCUCCCUCAUUCCCUCCUCUUCUCUUCCUCACUCCCUCCUCUUCUCUCCCCUCACUCCCUCCUCUUCUCUCCCCUCACUCCCUCCUCUUCUCUCCCCUCACUCCCUCCUCUUCUCUCCCCUCACUCCCUCCCUCCUCUUCUCUCCCCUCACUCCCUCCCUCCUCUUCUCUCCCCUCACUCCCUCCCUCCUCUUCUCUCCCCUCACUCACUCACUCCCUCCAAUUCUCUCCCCUCACUCACUCACUCCCUCCAAUUCUCUCCCCUCACUCACUCCCUCCUCUUCUCUCUCUCAUCCUCAGACUACUCAGUACGCUACAGAGAUUACAUAGACUAACUCUUCUUCUCUGAUGCCUUGUGUGACUUUUAAGAAUGUACUUAAAAGCAGCCAUUUUCUUUUCGGUUAGCGUGUGUUUCUGAGGGAAUGGUUUUCAUGUUUUCGGUUAGCGUGUGUUUCUGAGGGAAUGGUUUUCAUGUUUUCGGUUAGCGUGUGUUUCUGAGGGAAUGGUUUUCAAUGCUUUCGGUUAGCGUGUGUUUCUGAGGGAAUGGUUUUCAAUGCUUUCAGUUAGCAUGUGUUUCUGAGGGAAUGGUUUUCAAUGUUUUCAGUUAGCCUGUGUUUCUGAGGGAAUGGUUAAAAAAACAGACUUCAGAUUCAAAUGUAACGACUCCAUUUCUAGCAUGGUUCAUGUGCACAAACACUUUUUUUUUUUUUUUUUUUAGAUCAGCUGCAGCGAUAUAACCUCUUCUGAAAGCUCUUGAGACUAAACUGUAUUUGGAAGUAGAUCCACAGUUUCAGAAUUCAUCUUUAUAUUGAUUGAUACAAUAUUAUGUCAGCAGCUCAACCCAUGUUUCCUUAUUCCAGAAGUGAUCGGGGGAAAUGGUUCUGUCUUUAUCAUGCGUUUAGUCUAUUUAAGAUGUUUUGUAUGUCAGAUUUGGAAUGAAAGUUUAAGAUAUGGAGUGAAUCCCGAAUGGCACCAUACUCCCUUUAUUAGUGCACUACUAUAUAGCCCUGUAGGGUUCUGGUGAAAAGUAGUGCACUAUAUAGGGAAUAGGGUGCCAUUUUGGGAUGCAUACAUUAAUAUAUGUCACAGUUGUAUCCUCGCAACAUUGUAAUUAAAUACGUGAAGCAUCA
Messenger RNA from Salmo salar (Atlantic salmon), 5828 nucleotides. RefSeq names its product VPS39 subunit of HOPS complex. Gene Ontology annotation, biological process: intracellular protein transport; autophagy; vesicle-mediated transport. Gene Ontology annotation, cellular component: membrane; cytoplasm. Lineage: Eukaryota; Metazoa; Chordata; Actinopteri; Salmoniformes; Salmonidae. The record is from RefSeq and is a predicted model, not a curated record. Gene Ontology annotation, molecular function: protein binding.